This is a messenger RNA of Rhipicephalus microplus (southern cattle tick), 1517 nucleotides long. RefSeq names its product protein Mo25-like. Gene Ontology annotation, molecular function: protein serine/threonine kinase activator activity. NCBI's taxonomy places the organism in Eukaryota, Metazoa, Arthropoda, Arachnida, Ixodida, Ixodidae. Gene Ontology annotation, biological process: intracellular signal transduction. The record is from RefSeq and is a predicted model, not a curated record.
GCGUUGGUGCUCCUAUGUCGUUGCUGUUUACGUCAGUGGUUAUGAUGGUGUGGUGCUCAGCGUGUAUUUGCGAAGAGCCGUGAUUGAUUUCUGUGCUGCCGCCAGUGCAACCGAGCUCGCUCCCCUCUGUCAUCCUCGACUGCAAAGGUGGGCGGAGCCGGCACACGUGGUGCCCGGUGCUGCCAUGCCGCUGUUUGGCAAGUCCCAGAAGAGCCCGUACGAGCUGGUCAAGGUCCUUCGAGAGGCCGUCCUGGCACUGGAGCGGGGUGACAAGAAGGCUGAAAAGCUGCCCACCACUUUGGGAAAGGCACUGCGCGCCCAGGAAGAUGUCUCCAAGCACCUUGUGAUGAUGAAGAACAUGCUGUACGGCACGUGUGAUACCGAGCCCCAGACGGACAUUGUGGUGGCCCAAUUGGCACAGGAGCUGUACAACACCAACCUUCUUCUCCUGCUGGUGCAGAACCUCUCUAAGAUCGACUUCGAGGGCAAGAAAGACGUCGCUCAGAUCUUCAACAACAUCCUGCGACGGCAAAUAGGCACACGUUCACCUACGGUAGACUACAUCUGUACCAAGCCUGACAUCCUGUUUACACUAAUUCAAGGAUACGAGAAGCAGGACAUCGCCCUCAACUGCGGCACCAUGCAGGAGUGCGCGCGAUACGAGGCCCUAGCGAAAAUCAUUCUUUACUCGGAUGAAUUUUACAACUUCUUCAAGUACGUCGAGGUGUCUACGUUCGACAUUGCCUCGGAUGCAUUCUCCACCUUCAAGGAACUGCUGACGCGCCACAAGAUGGUCUGUGCGGAAUUCCUGGAGCAGAACUAUGACAAGGUGUUCUCUCACUACCAGAACCUCCUCAACUCUGAGAAUUAUGUCACAAGGCGACAAUCCCUCAAGCUUCUAGGCGAGCUCCUUCUGGAUAGGCACAACUUCAGCAUUAUGACACGCUACAUCAGCAAUCCAGAAAACCUUAAGCUGAUGAUGAACAUGCUCAAGGAAAAGAGCCGCAACAUUCAGUUUGAAGCUUUCCACGUGUUCAAGGUGUUUGUGGCCAACCCAAACAAGCCAAAGCCCAUUCUGGACAUCCUGCUGCGCAAUAAGGACAAGCUGGUGGACUUCUUGAGCAAGUUCCACACGGACAGGUCGGACGACGAGCAGUUCAAUGACGAGAAGGCCUACCUCAUCAAGCAGAUUCGAGAGCUGAAGCCCCUCGAAGGCGACCCCACCACGUGUCCCCAGGGGGGCCACUGAGGCUGGCUGUGUGGGCGUACUAUCAUUCCAGGAAGGAAUUAACAUUUGCUUGUAACUAGACUAGCUGCCGUUGAUGUUGUCGAGCCACCCGUGUGCACCUGACAGCAGCAGCAACUGGGCCCGCUUGAUAGUGUUGUAUCUUUUGUUGACGCUGCUGUGCUCGGACUUGUGGUGCCUUUAUGCAAGCCGUGGUGGAGGAUGUAUGCGGGCAGAAAUAAAGGUUUCUCUCGCAGCAUGCUUGGCACAAAUGUUUGGUGCCUGCAGAAAA